AUGACAGAAGAAAUCUUCAUUGGUAUUCGUGAUUUUCCUCAACCUUAUUUACCGUUAUUAAAUAUCCAUAAUCUUGAUUAUUUAAAUUGUGAUCAUUGGAACACUUAUGUACCUGAAUGGGUUCGUCAAGAAGAAAGAAUUGAUUUUUAUAAUUUAUUUGAACAACUUGAAUGGAAAAGAAAAAUUGAACAAAUAACAUAUACACGUACAAAAUUUGAAGAACAAAUUUUACAAGAAAAACAUAAAAAUAAACCAAAAUCGUACAAAAAACACAAGUCGAAUAUUUAUGAGUCAAAAAAAGAACAUCAAGUAGAAAUAUUAGCUCCAAUUAUUAAUCAAUUAGCUAAUAUGACUCAUGCUAAUUGGAUAAUUGAUUAUGAUAGAAAUGUUCUUGGUAUUGAAUCAUGUGAAGCAACCAUACAUAGUAACUUAUCAAAAUAUCAACAAGAACUAUAUAAUCAUAUAAAAUAUAAAUCGACAUCAACUAUUGUUAAUAGUGAAACAAAUUUUAGAGAAUUAUUUUAUCAAACACUUCAUUGUUGUUCAUCAUCAUUUCUUCUUUAUUAUUGUAACGAGAACGAUCCAUGUAGUUUUACGUUGAGUCAUCGAUUAAUUCGCAAAAAACAAACAAAAUUAGAUAGAAAUGCAAGAAUGCUAGCUGUCCAUCCAUUCGAAACAAAUAAAGCAGAUCAAGCAUUAAAUUCUGGUGUAUGGUAUCGAGCAUUAAUGCAAGUGCUUCUUGUUGAAGUUGAUGGAUUAACAACUGGUUUACAAGAUAUUAAAUUGGAAAAACUAACAAAAAGGUAUUUAAUAUUUGAAGAAUAUGUAUGGAAAGCAUUAGACAAAUUAAAUUAG
Rotaria sordida is the source of this 855-nucleotide messenger RNA. The record is from the annotation of a GenBank genome assembly. NCBI's taxonomy places the organism in Eukaryota, Metazoa, Rotifera, Eurotatoria, Philodinida, Philodinidae.